This is a messenger RNA of Penicillium griseofulvum, 1104 nucleotides long. RefSeq names its product protein MEMO1. NCBI's taxonomy places the organism in Eukaryota, Fungi, Ascomycota, Eurotiomycetes, Eurotiales, Aspergillaceae. The record is from RefSeq and is a predicted model, not a curated record. The transcript has 3 exons. The coding region runs from base 1 to 1104 and encodes 367 amino acids.
AUGCCAUCUAGACAGGCCUCUCACUCUGGAUCAUGGUACCCAGAUAAUGGCCGAACCCUGGCCCGUCUGCUGGAUGGCUGGCUGGCCCAGGUCCCAGACGCGAUGGAGAAAGUCGGCCCACUGCCAGCUCCAGGAGCCAGAGUGAUCAUCGCACCGCAUGCGGGUUAUUCGUACUCGGGGCCCUGCGCAGCCUACGCAUACAAGGCGCUGGAUCUCUCCAAAGUGAAGCGGAUAUUUAUUCUGGGGCCAUCGCAUCAUGUCUCGCUCGCAACACUGGCUCUUCCAAGACUAACUUCUUACCGUACCCCUCUAUCCGAUGAACCCCUACCACUAGACACCGAGCUGAUUGCCCAGCUUCUCGAAACCCAGGCCACCAAACCGGACGGGGGAAAGAUGGCCUUUACAACCAUGUCGCGUUCAGUCGAUGAAGACGAGCACAGUAUUGAGAUGCAGCUGCCCUAUAUCCACCGCUUGCUCCAGCUCCAAUAUCCAGAUUCUCCAGCCUCUGAAUACCCACCUCUAGUUCCAAUCAUGGUCGGAAAUACCACAGCCGCGACAGAGAAAGCAUUCGGAGCCCUUCUAGCCCCUUACCUGGCGGACCAGGCAAAUGCCUUUGUGAUAAGUUCAGAUUUCUGCCACUGGGGCAUCCGAUUCCGCUACACAUACUAUGUUCCCCAGGCCCCUAGCCCAGGGCCAAUGCUCCCAGCGUCUAGUGAUGUACUUCCGCAACCCGGGAUGGAUACUAGAAGCGUUGAGCGGGCUUUGGAGAUGGCCUCAUCUGGUCACUCCCUGCGGCAGCGCGAUCGGCCCUCGGGUCGUGGACCAGCCAUUCACGAGAGUAUCUCAACAUUUGACAUAGCGACCAUGGCUGCUAUCACGACGGGAUCUUCGCAGUCUUUUCGCGACAUUGUUGAACGCACGGGUAACACAGUAUGCGGGCGCCAUCCGAUCGCGGUAAUCAUGGCAGCCCUGGAAGUCUACAAGACAAAUCAACCAGAUGAGCAGGAGGGACGCUUUUACUUUCUACGAUACGAGCGUAGCUCUGAUGUAGAAGAGAUUGACGAGAGCUCGGUGAGCUAUGUAUCUGCAUUUGCCGUGCUCUAA